ACUCCGCCUACUUCUACGACUUCGUUCAUUGCGUUUGCGCUGUGUUCGCUCCUCACAACUACCUACUUUUUGGCGAAUUAAUCAUGUCUUUGGAGGUGGAAUCGGCAGACGUGAUUCGUCUGAUAAUGCAGUACCUGAAAGAGAACAAUCUGCACCGAACACUGACCACCCUUCAGGAAGAGACCACCGUGUCUUUGAACACUGUGGACAGUAUCGAGAGUUUCGUGGCAGACAUCAACAGUGGCCAUUGGGACACUGUGCUGCAAGCUAUCCAGUCACUCAAGCUCCCUGACAAGACUUUGAUAGACUUGUAUGAACAGGUGGUGUUGGAGCUCAUUGAGUUGAGAGAGUUGGGAGCAGCCAGGUCUUUGCUAAGGCAAACGGACCCCAUGAUCAUGCUGAAGCAGACCCAACCAGAGAGGUACAUUCACCUGGAGAACUUGCUUGCUCGCUCCUACUUUGACCCCAGAGAGGCCUACCCAGACGGAAGCAGUAAGGAAAAGAGGCGUGUGGCCAUCGCCCAGGCUCUGGCCGGGGAGGUCAGCGUGGUGCCCCCCUCCCGCCUCAUGGCCCUGCUGGGACAGUCCCUAAAAUGGCAGCAGCACCAGGGUCUACUGCCCCCAGGUAUGACCAUUGACCUGUUCAGGGGCAAGGCGGCUGUGAAGGACGUGGAGGAGGAGCGCUUCCCCACACAGCUCACCAGACACAUAAAGUUUGGGCAGAAGUCCCACGUGGAGUGUUCCCGCUUCUCUCCUGAUGGUCAGUACUUGGUCACGGGAUCAGUUGAUGGUUUCAUUGAGGUCUGGAACUUCACCACGGGCAAAAUCAGAAAGGAUCUGAAGUACCAGGCGCAGGAUAACUUCAUGAUGAUGGACGAUGCAGUGUUAUGUAUGUGCUUCAGCAGGGACACAGAGAUGCUGGCCACAGGGGCCCAGGACGGCAAAAUAAAGGUGUGGAAGAUCCAGAGUGGCCAGUGCUUGCGACGCUUUGAGCGCGCCCACAGUAAAGGUGUCACCUGCCUCAGUUUCUGCAAGGACAGCAGCCAGCUGCUCAGUGCCUCCUUCGACCAAACCAUUAGGGUUCACGGGCUGAAGUCGGGCAAGUCGCUGAAAGAGUUCCGAGGACACUCUUCGUUUGUUAAUGAAGCAACAUUCACACCUGACGGACACCAUAUCAUCAGCGCUUCCUCUGACGGCACUGUAAAGGUGUGGAACAUGAAAACCACAGAAUGCACCAACACCUUCAAGUCCCUUGGCACCUCGGCCGGCACCGACAUCACAGUCAACAACGUCAUCCUGCUGCCCAAGAACCCAGAGCACUUUGUGGUGUGCAACCGCUCCAACACCGUAGUCAUCAUGAACAUGCAGGGCCAGAUUGUGAGGAGUUUUAGCUCUGGUAAGAGGGAGGGAGGAGACUUUGUCUGCUGCACGCUGUCUCCCCGUGGCGAGUGGAUCUACUGUGUAGGAGAGGAUUUUGUGCUCUACUGCUUCAGCACGGUCACUGGCAAGCUGGAGAGAACCCUGACAGUUCAUGAGAAGGAUGUGAUUGGCAUCGCCCACCACCCCCAUCAGAACCUCAUCUCCACGUACAGCGAGGACGGCCUACUCAAGCUCUGGAAACCCUGAGCAUGGCCCUGCUUAACCCCACAAGCCCCCUUCCAUCGGCAUGCCAGCUGCUCUGCCCAUGGGACUGUGCAGUGUUUUCCCUACCGUUGCUUUAGGCGGACCGGGUAAUGUCUCCCAUCUAGCUCUGUUGUUCAGGCCAAAAUGCUUUGGCUCCAAUUGACAGUCCGUGUUGCUGUUGUGGGGCUCCUGCGCCAUGCCUUAGACAAGGUCUAGCUAGGGAAAACACUGGGAUAUUGGGAGUGCAGGGAUGGGCAUUAGAAAAACUUUUUUUAUAUAUAUUUUAAAAAAUGAUUAAUGUAAAUAUAUUUUGUAACAUUUUUUUUUUUUUUCAAGAAUGUCUGGUUCAAUAUUUUGCCUCGUAUCAGUCUGGUCAGCCAUUGCUUUGUUUUACUGCACAGUAAGAAAUAAAAAGGGCUGUUAUUUUGAAUCCCCGAAUGCGAUGGUAUUCCUUUCCAUGUGUGUUGACUUGUGUUCCUAGAUGUGAAACGCAUGGAUUGCUAUUAUGUAUUAGUGGUUGACUGGAUUUACAUUUUACAUGUACCAUUUCUUGUCUGGGCCAAUAAAAAAUAUUUUUGACCAGGAACAAA
Molecule: messenger RNA, 2212 nt
Organism: Oncorhynchus masou masou (cherry salmon)
Lineage: Eukaryota; Metazoa; Chordata; Actinopteri; Salmoniformes; Salmonidae
Product: WD40 repeat-containing protein SMU1
Exons: 12
Coding region: 84-1625 (513 amino acids)
Biological process (GO): mRNA splicing, via spliceosome
Cellular component (GO): precatalytic spliceosome
Molecular function (GO): protein binding
Source: RefSeq, a predicted model, not a curated record